Telopea speciosissima is the source of this 927-nucleotide messenger RNA. RefSeq lists its product as uncharacterized. Gene Ontology annotation, cellular component: chloroplast. The transcript has 6 exons. Gene Ontology annotation, molecular function: translation release factor activity. Gene Ontology annotation, biological process: translational termination. The record is from RefSeq and is a predicted model, not a curated record. NCBI's taxonomy places the organism in Eukaryota, Viridiplantae, Streptophyta, Magnoliopsida, Proteales, Proteaceae. The coding region runs from base 29 to 730 and encodes 233 amino acids.
ACUUCGGUAUCUGCUUAACAAUACAGGAAUGUUUAUGGCUCAAUCCAUCUCGAGAUGGAUUCGAAAUCCGAUGGUGGGUGUGGGUACUUGUUCAGGUUUCAUUGUGUCUCUAACAACCAAGCCGAAGAUUCCUGGGUUUCAGAUACAGGUUCAGACACAAAUCAAGGCCUUCUCUUUGAGCGGUGGUAGUAGCAAUGGCGGUCGAGAUUUUCUGCUGUUGUCAGACGAGGAGCUGAUGAACCAGUGCGAAAUGGAUACGUACAAAGCUUCUGGUCCUGGUGGCCAGCACCGUAACAAGCGAGAAAGCGCAGUCCGCCUCAAGCACCUUCCCACCGGAGUAAUAGCCCAGGCUGUUGAGGACCGCUCACAACAUAGGAACCGAGCAUCAGCCUUAGCUCGUUUGCGUACUCUAUUAGCUCUUAAAGUUAGGAAUGCAGUUGACUUGAAUGGGUACAAACCUCCUCUUGAGCUUCUUCAGAUUCUUCCUGCAAAGUCGACAAUGAGAGGAUCAGAAUGUGGUUCACAAAUUGGACCAAAUAAUCCAAAAUUUGCAUUGGGAAUGCGAGCUUUAUUGGACCUAAUGUUUGCAGUUAAUGGCUCUGUAUCAGAUGCAGCAAAGUUUUUGGGGUUAAGCACAGGUGCUUUAUCACGUUUGAUAUUAUCAGAUGAUUCUCUUAGAAUGGCUGUAAAUGAACUGCGGACAUCCAAGGGUAUGAGGCCUCUUGUUUAAGAUUCAUGAGAAGAGGAAUGGCAUCUGUGUCAGGUUCAAGUAUUGUGUUUUUAGUUUAGCUUGCACCUUGUAUUAGCAUACUCAACUCUGGAUCGAUAAUAAUUUUUUUGUCAAUUUUUAUUGUAAAGCCCUCUUUCUGUUUGACAUAAAUUUUGGUACGAGUAAUUCAUCUCAUUGAAAGAUAGUUGGUUAUGGGA